Molecule: messenger RNA, 768 nt
Organism: Pipistrellus nathusii (Nathusius's pipistrelle)
Lineage: Eukaryota; Metazoa; Chordata; Mammalia; Chiroptera; Vespertilionidae
Source: the annotation of a GenBank genome assembly
AUGCAGCUGCCGCCCGCGGUGCACGCCCGGCUGGCGGCGGGGCCCCGGGCGGCUGAGCCGCUGCCCGUGGAGCGAGACCCCGCGGCCGGGGCCGCGCCUUUCCGCUUUGCAGCGCGCCUGGUGCGCUUCCCGCGGGAGCAUGAGUUCUUUGAGGAAGGGGACGUGCAGCGGCACCUCUACCUCCAGGAUGUGCUUACGGGGGUCGCCGGGGUCCCCGAGAGGCCCAGGGUGCCUGAGUUCACCUGUCAGAUGGCGGGCUGCUGCCAGGUAUUCGACACCCUGGAGGAUUAUGAGCAUCACUACCACACUCUGCACAGAAACGUGUGCUCCUUUUGCAAGCGGGCCUUCCCCUCGGGGCAUCUGCUGGACAUCCACAUCCUGGAGUGGCACGAUUCCUUGUUCCAGGUCCUGUCUGAGCGGCAGGACAUGUAUCAGUGCUUGGUGGAGGGCUGCACAGAGAAGUUCAAGACCAGCAAAGACAGGAAGGACCACCUCGUGAGACAUCACCUCUACCCUGGGGACUUCCGGUUUGAUAAACCAAAGAAAGCCAAAGGCCCAGCCUCUCCCCUGGCUGCCAUGCAAGUGCCGGCAGAAGCCAUGAGGGACGAUGGGGACACCAUGGAAGUCUGCUCUGACCACGUGGCGCCGCCCCCAGAACCCGUGGGCGAGAAGCGGACCUCCCGCCACAGAAUACCUUCCACCGUCUGUUUUGGUCAAGGUGCAUCGAGAGGAUUUAAAAGUACCAAGAACAGAAAUAAGCACCAGUGA